Lactuca saligna is the source of this 468-nucleotide messenger RNA. NCBI's taxonomy places the organism in Eukaryota, Viridiplantae, Streptophyta, Magnoliopsida, Asterales, Asteraceae. The record is from the annotation of a GenBank genome assembly.
AUGCGUGAUCGGCUGAUCGCCAGUGGAGUUACAGAAAAUAGGAGAAGGUUUCUGAGCGAAACUACGAUGGUGAUGCUUUGUCGGAAGUCGACGAUCACCUUCUUCACCGGUGCCCCACCAUCAGAAGUCGUCGAUGAAGUCUCAGAUGGAGGAACCGAUCAGAUCUCGCGCUCACCAGUUUUAGAAUCUAUUCCAGGUGAGUCAGUCGUGAGUAUCGUCGGACCUGUGAUAGUUAUAAUUAUGGGGAAAUACGUGGAGAUGUUGGAUUUAGGGGUGAGAAUGGUGGCUAGAUUUCACUCUCACUGUCCUCAAACUGCUCGUCUGUACUAUCACCCUCCUUCUAACAGUGCCGACAGCAGCUGUAGAUCUAACGCGCCACCGGCACUCGAAGAAUCCGGCAAUUGCAUGCAGUUUCAGCCGAGCAUGAGCUUCAAUACUAGAGAGAUUAUUUUUUCUUCGGCGAUGUAA